This is a messenger RNA of Salvia splendens (bonfire salvia), 831 nucleotides long. RefSeq names its product glycine-rich cell wall structural protein-like. The record is from RefSeq and is a predicted model, not a curated record. NCBI's taxonomy places the organism in Eukaryota, Viridiplantae, Streptophyta, Magnoliopsida, Lamiales, Lamiaceae. The transcript has a single exon. Bases 1 to 831 code for a protein of 276 amino acids.
AUGGGGAGGAAUUUAAGAAAUGGAGGGGUGUUUGCUGUGAUGUUGUUGUUGGGGUUGUUUGCUUUGCAGAUUGCUGAUGGUAGGAGGCUUGAGAAGGACACGUUGGGUGGCGGUGGCCUUGGUGGAGGCGGAGGGUUUGGUGGUGGUGGUGGCCUUGGCGGCGGUGGUGGACUAGGUGGUGGAGGCGGAGCUGGUGGUGGGCUCGGGGGAGGUUCUGGUGGAGGGCUAGGAGGUGGUGGUGGCAAGGGAGGAGGGUUUGGUGGAGGCGUUGGAGGUGGUGGUGGCAAGGGGGGAGGGUUUGGUGGAGGUGUCGGAGGUGGUGCUGGUGGAGGAGCUGGAGGUGGAGCAGGUGGAGGGUUUGGAGGUGGUGCAGGAGGUGGAAAGGGUGGAGGGUUUGGUGGAGGUUCCGGUGGAGGAAUUGGAGGAGGAGCUGGGGGUGGAGCCGGUGGAGGAUUUGGAGGUGGUGCUGGAGGUGGAAAGGGUGGAGGGUUUGGUGGAGGUUCCGGUGGAGGAAUUGGAGGAGGAGCUGGGGGUGGAGCCGGUGGAGGAUUUGGAGGUGGUGCUGGAGGUGGAAAGGGCGGAGGGUUUGGUGGAGGUUCGGGUGGAGGAGCUGGAGGAGGUGCCGGUGGAGGAUUUGGAGGUGGAAAGGGAGGAGGGUUUGGUGGAGGUUCUGGUGGAGGAGUUGGAGGAGGAGCUGGAGGAGGGUUUGGAGGUGGAUCGGGAGGUGGAGGCGGUCUAGGAGGUGGAUCAGGAGGAGGGUUUGGUGGGGGUGCUGGUGGUGGAUUUGGCGGAGGAGCCGGAGGAGGUGGAGGUUUUGGUGGCGGACAUUAG